AUGAAAUAUCUGUCAAAAUAUAAAGGGGACAUGCCAAGUGGCCAUGUUAACAAAAAUGGGAAGGUUAUUAGGAACAGAGAAAGUGAAGAUCGGUACUGUAAUGUCACUUACAUAUCAGGAAGUGAUCAUGAUGAAAAUAAUAGAUUAUCCGGAGACAGUAAUAGUUACAGAAAGGGUAAUCGAAUCAUCCCACCAAGGAGAAAAACUAGACACUCAAAGGACAAUGUAAUUGCUGGAGGUGGAAAACCAUUAGUUGAAUACUCCGAUGUCAGCUCUGAAACAUUGUCAUCUGGCCCAGAGCUGGGAGAAAUAACGGAAGAUGAACACAUUAACCUGUCAGAUGGGGAAGUUAGUAGGAGUGAUCUUUAUAGAAUGAGCCAAGGAAAAGAUAUUUUGCAUAGAACUCAUCAUAAAAUUAAACACCAUAAGUCUAGGCAUCAUGAAGGGUCACCAUUAGUACUAACUAGAUCUCCUUCACUGCUUCCAAUACACAAGCAUAAAAAAAAACAUAGAGAAGAAACACCAAGCAGAGAUUACAGAUCUCGGAGCAGUAGCGGUGCUGAUAUUUCAAGAACUCCUCCGUUACUAGACAGAUCACAGGGACCUGUUUCAAAUGUUUGGAAUUCUCCGUGCGAAAAAAAUACUUCUCCUGUAUCACCAUCAACUCCAUCAAAACUGGAAAAAUCACCUCCUGCAGCUUACAAAAGAAUUUCCGUAUCCCCAGUUCAUAGUGAUCGCGUUUUAGAAAGGUACGAUUCUCCUAAAAGAUCGUUAUUAACCGAAGUCAGAAGGCUUUCUCCUAUUCUUCAAGGUUCACCACACACUCCGAUUAUUCCUGCCAAGGCUUAUGAACCUUUACGAGACAGGUUAGGUGGACCUGGUUCGCCGGGAAGUGCUGGAAUCAGUCCUGGAGAUGAGGGCCAGAGGUUAGUUUUAUUAAUAUUUACUUUUUUUUUUUUUUCAUUAAGUAUAUCCCCUCAUGGUUCUCCAAUCAAAUCCUCAUAUCAAGGUUCCUUAAUCCUACCGUUUGUUCCAUCAUCUUUGAACUUAUCUCCAAAAACAAACGAUUACGGUCGGUACUGGUCGGUUGUCGAAAAUAAAAACCUUGAAAAAAAAAGCCAAGAAAAUUUUAAAAUUAAGAAGAUCAUGAAAUUGUCAGAUAAUUUUAAAGAAGGAGGUUUUACACAAAAAAAAUUAUUUAAAUCUCAUGAAAAUCAUAUAAAUCAUAAGGAGGUUGUUAAAACGAUUUACAGUAAACAGGAAAAUUUAUGUUUAAGUUAUAAAACGGAAAAUAGAAAAAAAGAUCAAGUUUUGAAUUAUUGUGAAAAAAAAUUAGAAAAAAAAAAUUGCAAAAGAAAAUCCCAGUGCAGUAAUUUAGUUGAAGCAGGAAAAAAUAUUAUUGUCUCCCCAGAAAUAAUUGAUUCCGGUAAAAAAAUUCAAGUUGAAACGUAUAAAAAACCCAGCUUAUUAAAUCCGAAAGACAAUUUGAAUUCCGCAAAUCAAUGUUUAAAGAGUUCUGAAGAAUUCGUUAGUAGGAAUACUGUUGACAGUAAUAAUAUUAAAUCACAUAAAAAUAAUACCAAAGUAUCAUUUUCUCAAAAGAAAAAAGAAAUAUAUAAAAAUAUUGAAACAGUUAAAAAAAAAGCAUUUUUAGGUAAACGAUUCUGCCAGUCUCAUUUUAAAUUCGAAGGUGAUUUUAAAAGAAAUUUAGAUUACAAUUGGAGUAAAAAAGAAAGUGUUGCUUUGAGAAAAAAUAUAAAAAAACAAUGGUCGGUUGAAAAAAGAGAUUGUUUUUGGAAAAAAAAAAAUGAAUGUGGAAUAAGAGAAAAAAUGAUAAAAAACCGAACGACUGUUCUCGGUAGUUCUGACGAACAUUUAACUCCCUAUUAUAAUUUUCCUUCCUCAGAUUACGAGAAUUCGGAAAAUUCAUAUUUUCAUAAUGGUCUUUACAAUAGAUCUGACAGCAGCCCUUGUGACACCAUGGAUAAACGUCAUUCAUCACCCAGAAGAUCAUUAUCUCCUCCCAGAAAAAGACGCAAAACUUUAGAUAGAGAAAGAGGGAGAAGCAAAGAGAGAAGACGAGAUAAAAGUCGAGAUCGAUUGAGGGAAAAAGAGAGACCUAGAAGUAGGGAUUUAGAGCGAAUGAGGGAUAGAGAAGAACGAAGAUACAAAAGAAGCAAAGAAAGAAGAACUCAUAAAGUUGGCAAAAGGAGAUCAAGGUCUAGAAGUUGGAGAAGAUCACCGCCACAGAGUCCAAGAGAUAAGUAUGGUCGACAGUCUCCUUUUUCAGUCAGAGACAAAUAUAGAAGAAUGUCUCCAUUAGCUUCACCUAGUCCUAGAGAUAAAUACGGAAGAGGGAAAUUAUCGAAAAGAUUACGAUCUAAAACAAGAAGCCCCCCGAUGAGAGUUGUAGGUUCGAGAUCACCGCUAGGUUUAAAGACUUCGAAGGCUAAAAGAUCCCGAAGCCCCGUUUCGCGAGAAUUAGCUUCGUUUACGAAAAUGAGUGAAACUUCUUUAUUUGCGGAACUUGUGAAAGAUAGAAAUCGAAAAGAAGUUGAAGCGAAAUUGGCUGCAGCUGCUAAGGAGCCGAAGAAUACAGUUACAAGUGACAUUCCAAUGCCAAUGUCGAAGGAGAGCGAAAGUGCUCCUUUAUCUUCUGUUGAUGCAGUAGAUACGGUUUCUGGUUCUCUACCUGUUGUAAACGAAGGUUCCACUUUUCCAAAACUCGAAUCGCCAAAGUUUUUCGGGGAUGUUCAGAAAGAAAUAGACGAAUGUGCUAAAUCUAACUUAAGUAUAAGUGAACGAAAAUCAAUUGAAAUGGACAUUGAAGAAACAUACGGGGGAAAUAUUCAAAUUGAGUCCGGAGAAGAAAAAUUAGAAAAUACAAAUAGCAAUACUGAUACGGAAACUGCAAAGAUAAAUUACUCUUCUACUAAAUCAGAAGCGAGCGAUGGUAAAAAUGAGGUCAUUAAAAAAGGCUCUUUUUCUACUUUCGAUAGUUUCCGAAAAGGUUCUCUAGGAGAAUCAUUAAAAAAAACAGUGGAAUUAAGCAAAAAUUUAAAAACAAGUGAUAAAAACUUAAAAAAGGAGUGUAUAAAGUCAAAACAUGGAAGUUUAAUUAAUAAAUUACCUUUACCUCCGGGUAUGAAAAGCACUGAUUUAGAAAGCAUCGAUUCGCCGCCAAGUAGGAGUCCAUCGCCUUUGCCCGUUGAAAAAAAGAAAAAAAGUUUAAGAUCCAUUAAAGACCUUCCCCUGCCUCCUGAAUCAGCAAAAUCUAGUUGUUUGCCGACCAGCAGACAAGUGCCUCGACCAAAGUUAAAGCGUCCAAAAAUUCUUAAUAAAAGACGAAGUUCUAGAAAUAGUCAUUUGCCCAUGUCGGCAUCUGCUGGCAAGGAUUGGGGUGAAAGAUGCGUUGAUGUUUUUGAAGUUAUCGCCCAAAUAGGAGAAGGAACUUAUGGCCAGGUGUAUAAAGCUAGAGACGUGCGAUCAAAUGAAUUAGUAGCAUUAAAGAAAGUUCGUUUGGAAAACGAAAAAGAAGGAUUUCCAAUAACGGCUGUGAGAGAAAUAAAAAUUUUGCGACAACUCAAUCAUAAAAACAUAGUCAAUUUAAGGGAAAUAGUGACUGAUAAACAGGAUGCUUUAGAUUUUAGAAAUGAUAGAGGAUCCUUUUAUCUUGUUUUUGAAUAUAUGGAUCACGAUCUAAUGGGAUUACUCGAAUCUGGAAUGGUUGAAUUUAAUGACGUUCACAACGCUUCCAUCAUGAAACAGUUACUGGAUGGCUUAAACUACUGCCAUGGUAAAAAUUUUCUGCACAGAGAUAUCAAAUGCAGUAAUAUUUUAAUGAAUAAUAGGGGGGAGGUAAAAUUAGCAGAUUUUGGACUGGCUCGACUGUACAGUGCCGAAGACAGAGAUAGACCGUAUACAAAUAAAGUAAUUACUCUGUGGUACAGACCUCCUGAACUUUUAUUAGGAGAAGAAAGAUAUGGUCCUGCUAUUGAUGUAUGGAGUUGCGGGUGUAUUUUAGGGGAACUUUUUGCUAAAAAACCAUUGUUUCAAGCCAACGUAGAAUUAAUUCAAUUAGAUAUAAUCUCAAGACUGUGUGGGUCUCCUACUCCAGCCGUUUGGCCUUCAGUUAUUAAACUUCCAUUAUGGCACACAAUCAAACCUAAAAAAAUUUAUCGACGGCGUCUAAGAGAAGAAUUUUUUUUCAUGCCUUCUACAGCGUUGGAUCUUUUAGAUAAAAUGCUUGAAUUAGAUCCGGAAAAAAGAAUAACAGCAGAAGAAGCCCUUCGUUCACCUUGGUUAAAAAAUGUUCAGCCUGAAAACAAUAUGUCUACCCUUCUACCGACGUGGCAAGAUUGCCACGAACUUUGGCUAAAAAAGAGACGGCGACAAAUGAAAGAACAAGAAGCAAGCCAAAAUUUACCUCCAGGAAAACCCCCAGUGAAUAAAGAAAAAGAAUACGUCGAAGGAGGACCGUCUAAAGGAAUUAAAUUAGAAACCGGAAGUAGAAGUAAUCAUACAAAUGACAAUUCGGAAAAUUCAAAAUCUCCUCUUCCUGAAACGAGCAUACAAAAACAACUUCAAACAAUAGCACAUGCCAUAAUAAAUAAAAAUCCAGUUAGAGUGGAACAAUUGACUUCGCUGACAAUAACAAAAGAAAUUGAUUCAUUUGCUUAUCAAUUAAUAGAAACAUUAAAAUCAGAAUUAACAAAUGCAUCUAAAGGAAAAAUUUUAGAUCCAAAAGCUCACGUUUUAAAUCCCCAGGGACGUCACGCAAUGCAAGAAACUGUUUUCGAUGCCCAAGCAGUAUACGCAGGAGACAAUGCAGUAUCUAAUAUAAAAAAACAUAGCGGAUCAGUUUUGGCGACAGAUAGUUUAAGAGCUGGUUUGGCAGCUCUUUUACGAAAAAAUGGUUUUUCAGCAGCCGCAUCACUAAUUUACCAAUUAGGAAAUACAGGUAUAGAAGAGAUUUCAAAUCCGUACCUGCCCGGGCCCGAGGAGGGCGAAGGGCCAAAUCCUGAGAAGUCUUUUCCCGGAUCCUAUGAGUACCCGCAAGUUCUACAGGUUUCUCACGAUAACAACUUGGAGAACCUCUACAAUUCUUCUUUUAUUAAGCGUACCGUACCUCAGCACGAACCUGACAACCUCAAAUUAGUUAAUGCGAUAAUUACACCGGAUAUCAAAACGAAUUCUAUUGAAAAAUGUUUCGAUAUAAAACGCGAUACUAAAAUAAUACCGGAAAUGCGGGAAGAUUUUCUUCGUACUCAAAAUAAAAAUUCUAUUUUCCACAGUGAGAUUUUGUUUGAAACGUCUAAAAUGAACAAAGCAAUUAAAAAUUAUGAUUCAAAAGGAUUUCCCUCAUCAAAGGAAAAUGAAUCGUUGACAAAUUCAUCGUUGAAAUUUCAAGAAUACAAAAAUAAAAAUGGUGAUAAUUAUUCAACCGAAGAAAUUUGUUCUGAAUUUUUAAAAACUAUGGAAAAUAAAGGAAAAGAAAAGGAUAUAUUAAAAACGUCCGAAGAAUGGUGGUCAUCUGAAAAUAAAAUUACCAAUGAAAAAAAAUUUAUUAAAGAUGAUGAGAGAAAUUAUGAAGUGUGCAACAACCAUGAUGAUGGUGUUAUAUUUCCCAAGGACGAAUCAAAUAACAAAACAAAAUUUAUUAAAUUUCAAGAAAUGGAUAAAUUAUCAGAAAGUGAUUCGGUGGAAAAUGAAAAUUGUGAAAAAACCAAAAUUGUAGACAAUGAUGGGAAAAAUUUAUUGGAAAAAAAAAUAAAUGAUGAUUUGAAAAAUGAAUUUAAAAUGCCGGAUAAAUCAAUUAUAAUUAAGAGUAAAGAUGAGGGUUCAAAAUUAAUGAUUCAAAAAUAUGUAAGGAAUAAUUUAUCUUGUAAAGAAUUGAAAAAAAUUACAGAAAAUGAAAGAGAAAAAAAAAAAAAAAUUUGUGAUGAUAAAAUCCUGUCGGAAGUCAAGUACAAUAAUAUAAGCCCGAAAACGAAUUUUUUUCCUUAUGAAAUUUCAUCAUCUGUUGAUAUGACAAAAGAAAUUUCUAAAAAUGAAACAGAAGAAUUUUAUUCAAUUCAAAAUAAUUUUAUUUUAGAAAAAAAUGAAAAUUCAUAUCAUAGAGAGGAAACCUAUGAUGAUGAUGAUGAUGAUGAUGACACUUCGAUUCAAGAAAAUAUAAUUAAAAAAACUUUUACUUUUCCAACAAAGAGAGAAUUAUUAAUGUUAAAAAAAUUUCAUCUUCCAUGCAAUUGGAAAACUAAAUUACCAAAAUAUUUAAAUCCGGAAGUAUUGGCGGAUAAAUUGUAUACAAUUCCAGGUUGUUUCAGGUAUUCACCUGGUCUUAUUAAUUUAGUUUUACAAAAAACAGCUAAACAUAAAGAAAAAUAUUUAAGGAAAUUGAAACGUAAAAAUGAAAUAAAAAAAUGUUUUCCCAUCGUCAAAGAUAAUACAAUAAACGAUUUGGAGCCAUCUUUAAAAAUUAUUGAUAAUAAAAUUACGGAUUCAAAUCUUUGUUUAAUUCAUGAUAAUAAAACAAUUAAUAAUUCUGACAUUGAAGAAGAACAUAAAAAAAAAGUUUCCAGUAUUUCAGAAAAUUUUGAAAGUGCAUCUAAACGUUUUUUUUCUCUUCAAAAAGAUGAUUUUGAAAAAAGAUUUUUGAUAAAGAAAACUCCUGAAUGA
Molecule: messenger RNA, 6678 nt
Organism: Pediculus humanus corporis (human body louse)
Lineage: Eukaryota; Metazoa; Arthropoda; Insecta; Psocodea; Pediculidae
Product: mitogen-activated protein kinase ERK-A, putative
Exons: 22
Coding region: 1-6678 (2225 amino acids)
Biological process (GO): protein phosphorylation; positive regulation of transcription elongation by RNA polymerase II; transcription elongation by RNA polymerase II
Cellular component (GO): cyclin/CDK positive transcription elongation factor complex; nucleus
Molecular function (GO): cyclin-dependent protein serine/threonine kinase activity; RNA polymerase II CTD heptapeptide repeat kinase activity; cyclin binding
Source: RefSeq, a predicted model, not a curated record